Anarrhichthys ocellatus (wolf-eel) is the source of this 4463-nucleotide messenger RNA. It is a transcript of the gene ift52, whose product is annotated as intraflagellar transport 52 homolog (Chlamydomonas). Gene Ontology annotation, biological process: cilium assembly; intraciliary transport. The transcript is spliced from 14 exons. NCBI's taxonomy places the organism in Eukaryota, Metazoa, Chordata, Actinopteri, Perciformes, Anarhichadidae. The record is from RefSeq and is a predicted model, not a curated record. Gene Ontology annotation, cellular component: intraciliary transport particle B; centriole; cilium. The coding region runs from base 1960 to 3264 and encodes 434 amino acids.
AACAAAUGCUUAUUUUAUUAACAUGCUAAAAUCUAAAAAAAAAUUCUCCAAUCAAUAAAGAUUAAAAAGGUUUUUAAUGGAUGAAUGCUUGUCAUUUGUUAGACGAGAAGUGUUUCUCAUAAAAAAAAUGAUCCCAAAGCUUUAGUCAUUCUUUAAUCAAACAACUUCAAGAUGAAAUUCUACUGUAACGACUUCGCUGUAACUUUUGAACUGCCGUUGUUCUAAAAGUUCAAACACUUUUUUUUUGAAUGAUCUAAAAGUUCCUCAAAGUAGAAACUUGGAUGGCAUAACAUUUGUAUGCCUGCCUGCACAUGCUAUACCGGCAGCUGUCCCCUCCUCCAGUGUGUUUUUUCCCCCCUAAUUGCCUGUAAAGAUCUGCCUGCUAAAGAGAAGAAAGCAAAUUGAUGCAAUGUAGAGAGGACCGCGAAGGAACGGCCUGAUCCACCAGUAUUGAGUGAAAAAACUUAAAUUAUUGUGGAGGACAGUCAAGGAAAUGUACAACCUGAUCCACCAAUGGGAAAUGAAAAAGUGCAAUCAUCGGAGAGCAAGAAAGUCUGGAAAAUGUACAGACUGAUCCUCCAGGAGAGACUUUGAAAGAGGAAAAGGUUGUGGAGCAGGACAGGAUGACACUGUACAGAUUGUUCCUUCUGCAAUAGUACCUUGAAGUCCAAUCACUACAUGUUUUUUGACGAGGCGGCAGAUUUGAAGUGCAUAAUGCUUGAAGACAAAAUGUUAGCCAAGAACUUCUGGACUGUAGUGUACAGUAUUCUGAUAGUAUUCUGACAGAUGAAAUGAGGAUAUCAUAUUGGAUAUUAUAUGUAAAGAUGGGUCUUUGGCUCUUUGGUCUCUUCCAGGUCUCGAUCCGGAUCAGCCUCCCAGGAUUCACCAUUUCUAUUACAAUGUACCGAACAAAACGAGAAUUUCAUAAUGACAGGCCACGUCCCAGGUCUGGGUUCGAUGUAGUUGAGAUGUUAACAGAUUCAAAUUGAUUUUCCUUUAUUUCCUUUUCGAACUGCUUGAUGAAAUCUACAUUUUCUUGAAAAAAAAAAAAUAUAUAUAUUUAUAUAUAUAUUUUUUCUGUGACGUGAUUAUCAUUAAAACUAUUAUAGGGGAUCAUUAAAGCUGUGGUGACUCUUUGGAUUUAUCUCAGUAUAUUUCCUGUUUUCGUAAAGUCUAAUUGCAUUCUAUCAUUUUAGUUCAGCAGCUGACGAGGGCAGAGGAUGCUUCAUUUUCUGAUAACAUAAUAAAUCCAAAUAGCAUGUUCUAUUUUAAUAUCCUUGAUCUCCCUCCAGGGGGGAAUGCCAAUUUGAAGAUCUGCAACAUUUUUUUUCAAACAUAUUGGAAUAAAGUUACAUAAAUUCUAAGGAAAGCCUGCCUAUUUUUUGUCAUGAAUAUGAGCACUAUUCACAGCACACAGUGCCACGUGUUUCACUUAACGUGAUCUCCUUCAGGAGAAAGUAGAGACUUCCUGUUGACCAGGGAAAACACUGAUCAUUUCGUACAUCUACCACAAUAACGUGUCUACGGAGACUAUAAUACUGUAUAGCAAACAAGUAAGAAUAGUAUGUAUCCCUAAACCUUGUGUCAUUUGUAGAUGAAAAAACGGGGGAAUCGCCCUUUUCGUUCCGUCAACAUACCCGUAAUAACUUAAUCGUACGCAACAAUAUCGAUUCUUACGUGCGUUGAUUUGUUUUUUCCCUCCCUACUUCUUGGUUGUUAUGUGGUUAGCGCCCUUGGUUACCACUUUCCUCCCAUCAUGCAUCACUGCUAACAGCUCGUGAGGUAACUUGGGCAACGGCAACCUUUCAAUACAAGAUAGCAGCUUUGCGGGUGUAAAUUAAUGUUAUAGGUGGAUAACACAAGAUAGAAAAUAUUCACAUUAAUAGCAAACGUCGAAUGCUAACGUACGGUGUGUGGUUGCAAAUGAGAGUCGGCGUUGGUAAGUGACUUUAAUAAAGGAUGGAGAAGGAAGCGCACCACACUGUCGUCUUCAAUGUUUCGAAGAGAGAGCUGUUUACGUCGAAUAAUGGCUACAAAUCCAUGCAGAAAAGACUAAGAGCUCAAUGGAAAAUCCAAAGUAUGAAGGAAGAGCUGUCUUUGGAGAAGAUGAAGGGAGUCAAGUUGUGGAUAACUGCAGGACCAAGGGAGAAGUUCACAGCUUCAGAGCUGGAGGUGCUGAAGCAGUACCUGGACGGAGGAGGAAAUGUCCUGGUCAUGCUCGGGGAAGGAGGAGAAAUGAAGUACGACACCAAUAUCAACUUUCUCCUGGAGGAGUUUGGCGUAAUGGUCAACAAUGAUGCUGUUGUGAGGAAUGUGUAUUACAAAUACUUCCACCCAAAGGAGGCACUGGUGUCCAACGGUGUAUUGAACAGAGAGAUAAGUCGGGCGGCUGGCAAAGUGGUGACAGGCAUCAUCGAAGAUGAAAACGUUGGAAACAAUGCACAGGCUCUCACAUUUGUGUACCCAUACGGCGCCACACUGAGCGUGGUGAAGCCUGCUGUGGCCGUUCUUUCGACUGGCUCCGUCUGCUUCCCCCUCAACAGGCCAGUCCUGGCCUUCCACCAAGUAAAGGAGGCUGGCAAACUGGUAGUGUUGGGUUCCUGCCACAUGUUCAGUGACCAAUACAUAGACAAAGAAGAGAACAGUAAAAUCAUGGAUGUUGUGCUCCAGUGGCUCAUGGCUGAUAAUAUUCAGCUGAAUCAGAUUGAUGCAGAAGACCCAGAGAUCACAGAUUACAACAUGUUGCCGGACAUAGGGUGUUUGUCGGAACAGCUCAGAGUGUGCUUACAGGAGGGCGACGAAAACCCCAGGGACUUCACCUCGCUCUUUGACAUGUCUUUGUUCAAUUUGUCAACCGACACUUUGCCCCAAGUCAUCAGUGCCUACGAGCAGCUUAAUGUGAAAGACGAGCCACUUCAGCUGAUAACGCCACAGUUUGAGACGCCUCUGCCUCAGCUCCAACCUGCUGUCUUUCCACCUGCCUUAAGUGAUCUGCCUCCUCCCAUGCUGGACCUGUUCGACCUAGAUGAAACAUUCUCUUCGGAGAAAGUGCGCCUAGCACAGCUCACCAAUAAAUGUACGGACGACGAUCUGGAAUUCUACGUGCGGAAAUGUGGUGAAAUUCUGGGGGUGACUCCAAAGCUGGAUAAAGAUCAGAGGGAUGCCAAACACAUCUUGGAACACAUUUUCUUCCAGGUUGUAGAGUUCAAGAAACUCAAUCAGGAGCACGAUGCCGACACAGAGGAACCAUUCACUCAGUUGUGAUUGGAUACAAGAAACAUGUUAAAGAUUUUCAUCUCUCCUGCAGUCAUACUGCGACAUGACCAAGCAGAUGGGACUAUUCUUUCUUAAGAGGUGAAAGACUACAGCAUCAACAUGGAUAGUGUAGUUUUAGGAACUGUAUUUAUUUUGUAUAUAAUAGUUCUAUUGUAUGUCGCAUGAAAAACUACAAUACACAUGCAAAUAAAGUUGACACUUUUAUUUAAAUCUUUCGCAUUUUUAAAAACACAUUUUGAAGGCAUACAGCGCUCUGCAUGAAUCGUCACACAAGAAUCCUGUAAUAAAAAAAAAAAAAAAAAAAAAAGACAGCUGAACACAUCAGAUGUCUUCCUUCCAAAGCUCCUCCAUGCUAAGUGUGUGUUUAGAGGGACAUUCUUGGCCACGUCAGGGAGAAGCUUCAGCUAGUGAAUGUUGUGUGGACUGGGGUUUUGGACUCCAUGUUGCCUCCAGAGCACUGGACUCCAGGCAGGGUUUGGGGCUGUUCUCAGAUUUAAUCAAAGACACAUCCCAUGACAUUUCAGAGGCGGUGAGAUCACCGUACGACCGGUCAAAACCAGCGGCUUUUUUUGGCUUUCCGAGGAGCACGUGAGGAGUGGAGGAAUUUGCCUGUAAAGGCACGGCCAGGUGACAGUUGUGGGUCUCUUGAGUGUUCAAGUUGUGCAUUGAAAACGCCGGAGAGGGAGAAAUGGGGUCUGACGACAGGCAGAGCGAGGCCAGGAUGGACAGCCUGGGGUCGGAUCCAUCAGCAGUCAUGUCGUUGGACGCCCUCGACGUGGACAGCUGCUCCAGCAACAGAGCAGACGGCAAACUCUGUUCCCCCAAGAACUUCCUGUCCAGCUCCGACGGAGAAGCAUACUCAAAGCUUUUCAUAUCUAGGAGGUAAAAAUGUGAGAUUUCACUCAAUCUCGUCAUCUGAUCGGACAAAAAUCUAUUUGUCCAUCUUGAGAAUGAAAGAAGUUUUCUUACCUUUCGUGACAAAAGCCUUCUCCAUUGUUUCCUUGGGCCAGUGAGCGUCGACUGAUCGCCAGCUGGUUUUAACCUGUUGAAGCUGCUUGUUAAUUGAUCCAGCUGGUGGCAAAGCAGGUCAUCAGUCCGAGGGAGGUGGGGUAGCAUACAGCCUGGUGGAGGUCAUGAACACUUUUUUUAUUUAUUAAAUAUGUAAAUAAAAUGUUAUUGGAAUUAUG